This is a messenger RNA of Cylas formicarius (sweet potato weevil), 1619 nucleotides long. RefSeq names its product acetylcholine receptor subunit alpha-like (gene nAChRa9). The transcript has 8 exons. Gene Ontology annotation, biological process: regulation of membrane potential; monoatomic ion transmembrane transport; signal transduction. Bases 42 to 1253 code for a protein of 403 amino acids. Gene Ontology annotation, molecular function: extracellular ligand-gated monoatomic ion channel activity; neurotransmitter receptor activity; transmembrane signaling receptor activity. Gene Ontology annotation, cellular component: synapse; neuron projection; membrane. NCBI's taxonomy places the organism in Eukaryota, Metazoa, Arthropoda, Insecta, Coleoptera, Brentidae. The record is from RefSeq and is a predicted model, not a curated record.
ACUCGGUACUGUAUUUUGUGUUACUCUGCUUUGGGGGAAACAUGUUUCAUGCUAGCGUCGCUAUAGACAGUUGUCCCCCGAGUUCGCUUACUACAACCCCGGCCCGUCUAAGAACUGCCAUUUUGUGUAACUAUGACGCAAAUAUUAGGCCGGUCAAGGACCAUCAGAAUACAACAGCCGUGACGUUUCGUCUCCUUCUCAAAUAUUUUAAUUAUGAUCACUUUACUCACACCCUAAGUAUAGACGCAUGGCUCUCCGUAUUUUGGGUAGAUCAACAUUUGCGUUGGAAACCCAAUGAUUACGAUGGUAUUACCAGCAUCCAUCUGAAGACUUACGAGAUAUGGGUUCCCGAUUUGUCCGUAUAUAACAGAAAAGACCAAUCCGGGGAAGCGGGGGUCAUAGAACUCACGACCUGCGCAGUUUCCUACAAGGGACUGGUGCUGUGCGUGCCUCCGGUCCACACCGAAGCUCUCUGCGUUCCGAACCUGCGCAGGUAUCCGUUCGACGUGCAAAACUGUACUGUCAGGUUCGGAUCGUGGGUGCACAAGGGCGAGGAAGUUAAUUUGACGGUGCUCAAGCCGGCGGUAAACACGGACGACCUGAUGUCGAACGGCGAAUGGGAAUUGCUUGGGGCGACAGGAAUUCGGCAUUCGGGGAAUUACGCGUGCUGCCCGAAUGUCACGUAUCCGUCUGUGGAUAUCGCGUUCGAGAUAAAGAGGCACUCGGGAGCUCACGCUGCCAGUGUUUUGUUGCCGCUGUUCGCUUGCAUUCUUCUUACUUUGACAUCGAUGUGGAUGUCGCCGAUCAACAAAGACAGACUGACGCUCAGUUUCGUUAAUUUCAUCUCGCAAGCUUUACACGUUCAACACGUGUCGUUUAUGGUACCUUUAAACGGAGAAAAUGUUCCUAGCAUACUUGUUUUCUCCAGAGAUUCGAUGCUGCUGGCGGGUGUCAGUGUAAUAGCGACGAUAUUCUUGAAAUACUUAAUGGAAUCGAAGUCCCUGGCACCCGUCUGGAUAUCCGAGACCGUCACUUUUCUCGUCAGCUUUCGCACUGGACAAGCGUUGCUUCUGUCUGACAGCUCAUUAAAGGGUGUGGCGGAAGCUGAAAACAAGGAAGACGGGAUCACCAUCCUUCCCAACUCUGAACGGGAUUCAUCGACAGAUGUGUGGUUCAUGUUCGGGAAGCUGCUGGACAUUUUGUUCUUCAUAUCUUAUGUGGUUACCUACGCUGCCAUGUCACUUAAUUUUUAGUUACAGCUUUAUUAAAUAAUUAUAAUAAUAUAUUAAAUAAAAUAUUUGUUUAAUAUCCGGUGUUUAUUUGGUGAAUGUUUAAAAUAUUCAUGUAAUAUUGAUAUUCAUGAUCAUUAUGACUCUAAACUAUUUAAAAAAGCCACAGCCAAGAACUAGUUUUGAAUACAAGUCAAGCUAAAGUAUAUUUUUAAAGUAAUUUGAAUUUGAGGAUGAUACAUAUGUAAGGCCGAAACCUCGACGAAGGGAAUAUUUUACUAAAAACCGUCAAACGCUUUUCAGUAAUUGUUUCGCGACCAAAUUUUAUAUGCAACAUAUAAAAUAUUAAUUAAGGGGAAAAGAAAAGGGAAAGCCGGUUAUGGAAGAAUA